AAACCGAAGGCAGCGAGGUGAAGGCAGAUCGAGAGAGAGAAGCAGCAACUUUACUCUGAGAACCCAGCCGGCUGAUCCCACACGAGGCAGAAUGAAAUCCUUCCUCCUCGCCAUCGCUGCCGUGCAGAUCCUCCACUGCUCAGGAUUGCCAAGCACCAAGGAUGCUCUGAGAGCCUCAGUUGCAAAACUGAAUGAAAUCACUGAGAUCACCAACCUGUGUGCAAUCACCAGGAGAGGAGUAACAAAUAUCUAUCGCACGGGUAAACUGUCAUACAACGUGGAUUUAACAUUUUCCGUGAAAGAAACCGUCUGCUCCAAGAAUUCUGUUUGGGAAUUUGAUGAUCCCAGUUGUACCUUCCGCCCCAAAAUGUUUGCAGAGAAAGGGUUUUGCAAAAGCCGCGUGGAAUAUUUUGCUGAUAAAGUGGCUGAUAUUGACGUGGAAUGUGAAGGUCUGAAGACUAUUGACAGUGAGAGUGACUCAACGGAGUCAAGUGAAACCAGUAUUGAGGCUCAAAGCAAGUCAAAAGAGACAUCACUAGAGGAAACCUCAAAUGUGAAAAGCAAGUCAGGAGAAAGUUCACUGGAGGACUCUUCAAAUAUGAAAAGUAAGUCAACAGAAUUAUCUUUGGAGAUGUUUUCAAACGAACAGAGUGAGGAUUCAAGAGGGAGACACUAACCAUGAAUGAAACCCCUGAGAGCCUAAACUCAGUGUGAACACAAGAAGACCUCAUUCAAAAUAAACAAGACACUGUGCUUGCUCAUAUACAAGGACAGGGGCCUGGAGCUUCUGACCGUACAUAUCCCUGUAACUGGGAGAUUUUACUGUUUGUAAAUAUUCUAUUCAUUGCUGUAUAUUAUUGUGUAAUAUGUUGUGGAUUUAAAUAAAAUUAUUAAGAAA
Messenger RNA from Leucoraja erinaceus (little skate), 898 nucleotides. RefSeq names its product secreted phosphoprotein 24-like. The transcript is spliced from 8 exons. Gene Ontology annotation, biological process: bone remodeling. The coding region runs from base 92 to 676 and encodes 194 amino acids. The record is from RefSeq and is a predicted model, not a curated record. Gene Ontology annotation, cellular component: extracellular region. Lineage: Eukaryota; Metazoa; Chordata; Chondrichthyes; Rajiformes; Rajidae.